This is a messenger RNA of Micropterus dolomieu (smallmouth bass), 6926 nucleotides long. It is a transcript of the gene eys, whose product is annotated as eyes shut homolog. The transcript is spliced from 43 exons. Bases 714 to 6926 code for a protein of 2070 amino acids. NCBI's taxonomy places the organism in Eukaryota, Metazoa, Chordata, Actinopteri, Centrarchiformes, Centrarchidae. The record is from RefSeq and is a predicted model, not a curated record. Gene Ontology annotation, cellular component: protein-containing complex; plasma membrane. Gene Ontology annotation, molecular function: calcium ion binding. Gene Ontology annotation, biological process: establishment or maintenance of epithelial cell apical/basal polarity; heterophilic cell-cell adhesion.
CGUGUCUGCGCAUGCUCAGCGUAGUGAUUCGUUGUUUCCGUCGCUUUGCUAGCUUAACACGCUAAAAAAAAAAAGAAGUAAGCUAGCCGUGCUCUUUGAAGGUGGAGUGUGUUGAAUGAGUGGCAUCACAGCUUGUAUGGAGGCCCAGAAUGUCUAACGACAUGCUUGAUCUCAGCCUGCAGCGCCUGGACCAUUGUUCCCAGAUGAGCUGAUGUUUUCAGUGAUGAUGACUAUAAGGAGGAAGAUGACAGGAUACUCACCUUCUUUAGGAGGCCGUUUCACCUCUGCACUCAGAUUGCAGAUCUGCCCAGCUUGUAGUUGGGGUGACAAGCAACCCUCCGUUUGUGGAUUUAAAGCUCUCCAAUCAUGCAGACAACUCGCCACGGCUUUACUCCAGCCAGGUCCCCAGCAUGAGGAUGACCCAUCAGUCUGCCGUGUGCUACAUGAGCCAAUCUGCUGGGAUGAUAAAUGAUAACCAGGAGCUCGGUGCUGCUGGCCCUGUCAGAGGAGAUUUCGGAUGGGAGGGAUGAUGGGUUUGCCACACCGAAGCGUGGUGUGGGCUCACAGCAGAUCACCACUAUUCAUGUGGACUUCUUGGAGUACAUGGCACAGCAUCUACUGAAGUAUGACCAUCCAUUCUCCAGAUGACAUAAAUUGGGUUUAAAAGUCCCAGACUGAUUUGUAUAAAAAAUAAAUAAAUAAGAAGUGGAAACAUGGGGGCAUCAUUGUUUCACUUGACUGCUGUCUUUGUGGCUGUCCACGUGAUCCCCUGCCAAACAGUUUGCAGCAGACAAGCUUCACUUGAAUGGCACCUUAAACAACACACGAUCCAGAUGAAUUGGACUCUCAUAGGAAGCAUCUGUAAGAGUGUUUCUGAGUGUUGGGAUUCUCAGAGGGGAGAUGAAUCAACUGGGAACCCCUUCAACUUCCCACAGAUAUGUCCACUUCAGCUGCAACAUGGAGACAAACUGCUGAUGUCUGCUGAUGAAACACUGAAGUCAUAUGGCAUCAGACUCCUAAAUGUGUCAAAAGAUAACUUUGAAAGCUGUUCCACAAGUGGACAGAUAAAAGAUCAGUUUCUUUUCCCCCACAAUAUAAAUGAAAGUGAGCAAGUUGAGGCCAAGUGGCUCGUCCCGGGUCACCAUUACUUUGUCGCGCUGCAUGACGGAGACAUGCAGCUCUGCAAGCUCGGCUUGAGGCUCAAUGUGUCUGUUAAACCGCAACUUUGCCAGGGUUCUCCUCUGCUUCGACUUUGUUCGGGGAGCGGUAUUUGUCAAACAGGCCUCUGGGAAGGUGCAUACCACUGUCGAUGCCACCACCACUACUCUGGGAGGUUUUGUGAAAAGUCUGAUGCUUGUUUGGAUAACCCUUGUGAAAACAAAGGGGUCUGUUUGAGCAAUGGAUCCACAGAUCCUAACCACAGAACAUAUAAAUGUCUGUGUCCUCCACAUUUUACAGGGGUUAACUGUUCUGAAAUCGUUGGGAAAGAAAACUGUGACCGAAUUUGUAGAAAUGGGACAUGCGUUCAAGUGUUGCCUGCGUCCUUCAAAUGCAUCUGUACCACAGGAUUCUCUGGCCCACCCUGUGAGAAGAGGAAAGCCCCCUGUGAUCCAAAUCCAUGCAGAAAUGGUGGCGUAUGUGAGGAGAGUACAACAGGAUUUGUUUGUCACUGCCCAGAAAGAUUCGGGGGCCUCUACUGCAACUCCCGAGUUGACUACGAUUGCAUGUCUCACGCAUGUCAGGAGGAACAAAUUUGCAGGGAGCGUGCCUCUGAAUGUGUCUGUGCAGAUGGUAAUGUUGUCCCAGCAUGCAGGAGGCAGCAGAACCUGUGCAGCCCAUCACCAUGUCUCAACAAUGCCACCUGUGUGUCCAUGGGAAAUUAUUAUGUCUGCAGAUGUCUGAGAGGGUUUUCCGGGAAGAAUUGUGAAGAAAUAAUUGACUACUGCAGGCUGCUCAAUAUCAACUGCCUAAAUGAAGGAUUGUGCCUGAGGAUAAUUGGCGGAUAUCAGUGUGUUUGUGCCCCAGGAUGGAUUGGAGAGUUUUGUCAAUAUGUAGGCGAUGCCUGCCUGAUAAAACCAAACAUCUGUUUAAAUGGAGCCACAUGCAUUACAACAAGUGAGCCAUCUUCUCUCCCACAGUACACCUGCAAAUGUCCCCUUGGCUUCACAGGGGCAAACUGUGAGACUGAUAUCAACGAGUGUGACUCCAGCCCAUGUCAGCACAAUGGCACAUGCUCUGAUUUGCUAGGACACUAUGAAUGCCAAUGUCCUACAGGUUUCCUGGGAAAGAAUUGUGAAGUUGACAUAGAUGCUUGUGCUCUGCCCAACAACACAUGUCCACCAAGGACUCAGUGUUUGGAUCUGCCAGAUGGCCUUGAAUAUACCUGCCGUUUACCCUGCCCUCAAAACCUUCAACCAUGUGCCAACGGAGGACGCUGUGUGUUGAAUAAUGCCAGAAGUUACACUUGUGUUUGUACCCCCGGUUGGUCUGGUCAGGACUGCCGUAUAAAUGUCAAUGACUGUGUUCAGCAUUGGUGUCAAAAUGGAGCCACUUGUGUGGAUGAGAUUGAUGGUUACAGCUGCCUUUGUCCCAGAGGAUACACAGGCGUCUAUUGUGAAGAGGACAUUGAUUACUGUGUUGGCCAUCGCUGCUCUGAACAUGGUGUUUGCCUGGACCAGCGGUAUAACUUUACCUGCCGCUGCAUGCUUGGAUUUGAAGGGUCGCUCUGUGAAGUGGAAACAAAUGAGUGCAACAGCUUCCCCUGCUCAAGCGGGGCCACCUGUGUGGACCUAAUCAGUGAUUAUCAGUGCCACUGUCCCCCAGGGUUUGAGGGAAGGACCUGCUCUGAGAAUGUAAAUGAUUGCUGGUCGCAGCCUUGUCUACAUGGAGGCUCUUGUAUGGAUCUAAUAAAUGACUACAUUUGUCAUUGUCCUCUUGGGUUCAAGGGGAAAGAUUGCUCUGUGGACAUUGACCUCUGCUCGUUUGGAAUGUGCAGUGAACACACAUUAAUAUGUGCUGAGACCAAGGAUGGACAGAAUGUCUCUUGCACUUGUGAAAGAGGGUUUGGAGGGUCAUUUUGUGAAGUAAAUCUCAAUGAGUGCGAGUCAAAGCCAUGCCAGAACGGUGGUAUUUGUGUCGACGGCAUUGACCUGUAUCAGUGCUUCUGCUCAGAGGGGUUUGGCGGGUUGAACUGUGAAAUCAACUAUGAUGAAUGUGUCCAUGGAUACUGCGCCAAUAAUUCCACAUGUAUUGACCUGGUUGCAGACUAUAAGUGCAUCUGUCCUUCGGGCUUUGCUGGGAAGAAUUGCUCCACAUCUGUCUCUGCAUGUGCGUCAGAUGUUGAGUUCUGCCAAAAUGGAGGAACCUGCUCCCACAGCUUAACUGGGGAAAUCCAAUGUAUUUGCCCUCCAGGAUACCAUGGCAAUGACUGCUCGUCAUCUGUGAACCAAUGUGUGUCAAAUCCGUGCGACCCCAAGGGGACCCUCUUCUGUGAAGAGCUGGCAAAUACUUCUAGAUGUGUGUGUCAACAUGGGUACACUGGACCACACUGCAAAACACCUAUAAACCACUGUGUUGAUGGUCUGUGUCAACAUGGUUCAGUGUGUGUGGAUCUAUCAAGAGGGUUUAAGUGUGAUUGUUUACCAGGGUUAACAGGCCAGUUUUGUGAGAUAAACACUGAUGAUUGUGAAGAAAAGCCGUGUGGAGUCCUGAGUAUUUGUAAAGAUGCUCUCAAUGGCUACAAUUGCUUUUGUGCACCUGGGUUUAUUGGAAAUAGCUGCGAGAUUGAAGUGAAUGAAUGUCUCAGCCAGCCUUGUCGAAAUGGAGGCUCCUGCACUGAUGAGCUCAACUCCUUCAGCUGCCACUGUCCUCUUGGAAUCACAGGGAACUACUGUGAAGUCAACAUAGAUGAGUGCAUAUCCUCACCAUGCCUGCACAGUGCCACAUGUGUUGACCUUGUUCAUGGCUAUGGAUGUGUCUGUAUGCCUGGCUUCACAGGUACAAACUGUGAAAUUGACAUUGAUGAGUGUGCUUCAUCUCCCUGCAAGAAUGGAGCUACUUGCAUUGACCAGCCUGGUAAUUACUUCUGCCAAUGUGUGGCUCCAUUUAAAGGUCAUAAUUGUGAGUUCUUACCCUGCGAGGCCAGUAAUCCAUGUGAGAACGGUGCAGUGUGUGUGGAGGAGUUGGAUCAGGAGCAUUUCCCUUUGGGUUUCCGCUGUCACUGUCGCCGGGGCUUCACUGGCCCCCGCUGUGAAAUCAAUGUGGACGACUGCAGCUCCAGCCCCUGUUUUCAUGGCUUCUGCUAUGAUGUUGUAGAUGGCUUUUACUGCCUUUGCAAUCCUGGUUAUGCUGGACUGAGAUGUGAGCAAGACAUUGAUGACUGUGUGAACAAUUUGUGCAGUACAAACUCAACAUGUAAGGACCUCCAUCUGAGCUAUGAGUGUGAGUGUCACUCCGGUUGGGAGGGGGAGUUCUGCCAACAAGAAAUUGAUGAAUGUUUAUCUCAGCCCUGCAAAAACAAUGCCACCUGCACAGACCUUCUCAACAGCUACAAGUGUUUGUGCUCACCAGGCUGGACAGGUGUGGAUUGUGCAGAGGAUGUGAAUGAGUGUGAUUCUGGACCUUGUCUAAAUGGAGCUCAGUGUCAGGAGUCAAACCUACCUGGGGAGUUUUCUUGCACCUGUCCUCCCUUCUUCAGUGGCCCCUUGUGCAACCAGCCUUAUGACCCCUGUGACCCUUUCCACAAUCCCUGCCUGAACAACUCCACCUGCCUGACACGCUCCAAUGGAACAGCCUCCUGCAGAUGCCCAGCUGGAUUUGAAGGAAGUUGGUGUGAAAUUGACACCAAUGAGUGUAGCUCAAAUCCAUGCCAAAACCAGGGCGACUGUGUGGACCGGGUCAACAGUUACAGCUGUGAAUGUAAUGUGGGAUUUUCUGGCCUUUACUGUGAGGAAGACAUCAAUGAGUGCGCCUCUAGCCCUUGCCUCAACGCUGCCAUUUGUCAAGACCUUGUGAACGAGUUCCACUGCAUUUGCCCUCCUGGUUAUUUUGGAACGCUGUGUGACCUGGAUGUGAAUGAGUGUGAAGUUUCACCUUGCCUACACGAGGGCAUCUGUAUCAACACGCCCGGGGGCUUCAAGUGUGUCUGUCGCCCUGGAUACUCAGGGGUACUGUGUGACGUUAACAUCGAUGAGUGUGUUUCAAACCCAUGCCGAAAUAGUGGAAGAUGUAUUGAUGCGCCUAAUCGAUACCAAUGCUUGUGUCCGGAUGGCUUUAGUGGGCUCCACUGUGAAACCAACACUGAUGAAUGCAUGUCAGCACCUUGUCUUCAUGGGAGCUGUAAGGAUGGAAUGUAUUCUUACUCCUGUCUUUGUGAAUCUGGAUGGACCGGCAGCAGAUGUGAAACAAACAUAGACGACUGUACCUCCAUUCCCUGUUUGAAUGGAGGCUCAUGUGUGGAUCUCAUUGAUAAGUAUGCGUGCUUUUGCCAGGAUGGUUACACAGGGAAAGUUUGUGAGAAUGAUAUAGAUGUCUGCAAAGACGCCACUUUUAACGUCUCACUGUGUUUCAAUGGAGCCACCUGCCUUGACGGUGAAGGGUCAAACUUUACAUGCAGCUGUCCACCAGGUUUCAUGGGGGAUUUCUGUGAAGUGGAUGUUAACGAAUGUUGCUCAGCGCCCUGCCACAACGGUGCAAUUUGCCAAGAUCUUAUUAAUAGCUACGUCUGCCACUGCAGGUCAGGUUGGACAGGCCUUCACUGUGAGGAUGACAUUAAUGAGUGCCUUCCACAGCCCUGCAACCAGGGGAUAUGCAUUCAGAAUGAUCCAGGCUAUGGCUACACCUGUUUCUGUCGUCCUGGAUUUGUGGGGAGGAACUGCGAGCACAACUAUGAUGACUGCCUGUUGAAUCCAUGUCCAGAAGCAUUUUCCUGUGUAGAUGGCAUCAACAAGGUCAGCUGCCUGCCUCCUGUUACGGAUGCUGUUCCCUUGGUGACUGUAGUCAAGAACAUCACUCGCGGCUCCACACCCAGAGUGCCAACGCCAACACUCAACCCGACACCAACAGCUGAGCAAUCCACAGAUUCAAGCUACGUUCACUACUUUGGGAAUUCAUACCUGGAGUUUGAGGGUACUGACCUCAGCACACUCAACAAUAUUACUGUGAGAUUUCAAACUCAAGUGGCCCAGGGAACCAUACUUUAUGUGGACCAAGGACCUGUAAACGGUGAUUUCUUUUUCAUGAAACUCUACAUCCUGGAUGGAAUCUUGCAGUAUGCUUUCAGCUGUAACGAAGAGGAAGAGGUUACACUGAUCCGUACAUUAGUUCGCGUUGAUGAUGGCAAGGUUCACAUUGUUAAUAUCAGACAACGCCUCACCCCUUGUGAAGCAGAGCUAACUCUUUCUGGGUAUGACAAAAUCAAAAGUACUGCAAGCAAUUACUGGUUGGGACACAUGAUGCAAAGAAUAAACCACGUAUUCAUAGGUGGUCUGCCACAACAAUAUCUAACCAAUCAGAGAGCGAAACCUUUCCACAACUAUACUGGCUGCAUUGAAAUAAUUGAAAUUAAUAAACUGAGCAGCUUUUACGCAUCUGAUGCCAUCGCCGGCAGCAACACAGACCAAUGCAGAUAUACUUUGCAUGCCAUAGAAGCCUCCACAACAAGUUCCUCAAGUUUGACAACUCAAUCAACUGCCUCUGACACAGUAAACACAACAACAAUGGCAGCUCCCACACAAACACCAAAACAUCCUCUGCAUGAACCUCAAGUUUGCCUUGACGGUCUUUGCCGCAACGGAGGAACAUGUCAUGAGCUGCAGGUGCCUGGUGGAGUUCUGCCUUCCUGUCACUGCCCGCUUCAUUUUACCGGAACUUUUUGUGAGAAAGGGUUCGAGUGGGAGCCAGUUGGAGCUCAGCUCCCCCAUGGGUAA